This is a messenger RNA of Sordaria macrospora k-hell, 1542 nucleotides long. NCBI's taxonomy places the organism in Eukaryota, Fungi, Ascomycota, Sordariomycetes, Sordariales, Sordariaceae. The record is from RefSeq and is a predicted model, not a curated record.
AUGGACAAGCGGUUUUUGUCCUCCGACGAAAAUGCACCCAUUAACAACCCCAGACUUCUCGAGAGCGGCCUAUUCUCCGACGUCACCGUUAGAUGCGGCGACAGAACAUGGAACCUUCACAAGAACAUCCUCUGUUCACGCAGCAUCUGGUUCGAAAAGGCCCUCACCGGCAACUUCGAAGAGGCCAAGUCCGGCAUCGUCAACAUCGAGAACUUUGAGCCCGAAGCCAUCGACAGUCUCAUCCGGUACAUCUACACCGGCAUCUGCGACAUCCCCGCCCUGUCGCCCACCACCGCCAAGACCAACUUCGUCUCCUGCUUUGAGGUGUACACAGUCGGCGAUUACUUCGCUCUCUCCUCCCUGACCAAAAUUGCCCUGGACACUUUAACCGUUGAAUUCGACAGCAAGAUCGCUCCCUUACAACUAAACUACGACUCCGGCACUCCUACCUCUGAAAGCGGUAUCUCACCCGACUGGCUCCCCGAGCUCUUCGAAGCCAUCCGCCUCGUCUACGCCGACAUCCCCCUCUCCGACACGUCGCACACCGCCCCCCGUCUACGCGCCGCUUUCUUGUCGUUCGUCCACGCCGCCAGGUUUUAUUUCCUGCAAAAUGAGCACUUCAACGCCUUCCUCGAUGAAGUCCCCACUUUCGCGCUGGACGUCUUCCGCAUCAUGCGCCACACGGGCGAUUUCGUCGCCAACCUGCCUGAUGCGCACUGCUCGUUCUGCAAGAGCAAGCCGACCAGGGCUGAGAAGGGAUAUUACACCCAUUUGGCGACGGAGAAGCUGAAGUUGACGGCUGCUUGCUCUACUUGUGCCAACAAGAAAGAUUUUAGUGCGGGUUGGACGGAUUGGAGUGGGAAGGUUAGGGCUGAGAAGGAGAAGGCGGAGAGGGAGAGGGAGAAAGUGGCAGGACCUGCGCCGCAGUUUUUGGAUGAGGCGUCUGAUGAAGAGAGCAACGCAAGCGAGAUCAGCAGCGACACUGACUUUGAGGGCCAAGAGGUUGAGAGCGAGAACGAGAGCAGCAGCUCCAGCUCCAGCUCCAGCUCCAGCUCCAGCGAAAGUGACAACGGCAUCAACGACGACCUCGACGCCCUAGAGCUAGCAUGGUAUCUCGACAACAACAACAACAACAACAACAACAACAACAACAACAACCAUGAGCCUCAGGAGGAUUACGAAGAAAAUCCCUGGCCCGACUUUCUCCAACUGGAUCCAACAACAAUCUUUGGCCACCACGAGAACGAGAACCAGAACGGGGCGGACAUGGAGAUCUACCAAUAUGGCCCGCCCAUCGACCCCAUCCCCCACGCGGGUGAUUGGAUGAUUUCUCACGAAUGGGCGCUCCAUAUGGCGACCCACAGACUGCCGCCUCCCGGGGUACCCAGAUACGACGGUAGUUGGGUGUGGGAAUACUCGCCAUUCAAUGACUGUUGGGACGUCUGGUCGUCUUCUGGGACCUAUAUGCCUGAUAUCCGGCUGCGUUGGGACCACUAUCAUGGCGGGUAUCUCAUGAGCGGGUACGGGCCUGGGUGGGACUGA